AAGGCGAUAACAGCGUUCACACAUCGGCUUAUGCUUCGGGUUGUUUCUAUGCACUUAUUUGCAUACGCGUUCAGAUUUUUCCCUGUAGUCUAUGUGAACCAAAUUAGUUCGUGUGUUUCUGUUUUUAGCCGAGGUUUAUGUUUUGAGAGCAAACUUUAAAGCAGACGAGCUGUUGCAGGUGUUCAAGUCUGGAUGUGCUUCGGUAAAGCUCAGUGUUGGAACAGAGAAGAUGAGCUGAUGAGCUGAUAUUGAGGUGUUUGCUAACUACUGUGGUUGAUUUUUGAAUGGGUUGAAUCGCAUGACCACAACAAUGUCUACCAGUAAAUCUGUGGCCAGAAGAGCAAUUCUACAGGCCGCCAGGACUAGGUGGAACAGGACGGAUCACUUUGAUAUUGCUCCUAUGAUCAAUUCGGACACAAGAAAGUGUGAUGAAGAUAACGUAGAGCGCUGGUUUACGGCAAUCUCAAAGGAUGAUAUGAAACCAGAAGUUGACCUGGAAACGUCAGUGAAGACUAUAAGAAGAAACAAGAGCGGAGAAGAUGAUCUGGCACUGGGAGUGGAAGCAUCUUUAUAUGGCAAACACUCUCUCAAGACUGUACGAGACCUUCUGAGGUCAUCUCAAGAUCCUCCUGCUCUGUCAAAGUGGAACAGUGUUGCAUCGAAUGUCUCAAUACCAUCUGACGUCAGCAUAAUGGACAUGUUGAACAUACUGCAGGAUGACCCUGAGGAACUGUUGCUGGAUUUGGGUUUUGGCACUGAGGAGCCUGACAUUACAGGGAGAAUCCCAGCCCGAUUCCUCAAUAACAAGUCCUGCGCUCGUGGCAUCAGCUUUCAGCUCUUUCUGGAAGCUCAGCAGAACCGAAUGGACAUUGAAAACGUGGAUGUCAGAAAUCGGUUUAGACAACUCGAGGUUCUUCAGCAGGUCACCACAACGUUCUCCUCUCUGGUCGGUGGAAGUACUCAGAAUGUGGACACAUCUACAGCCUCCCGGAUGUCCGCAGAAGCACGAGAGAAGAGAAAACGUAUGGCCAUGAUUCUGCGUAGAGCCUACAAGAAGAGCCUCAGUCAAGCCAAAACGUUACAGAAUCAGCACAUGCCCUCUCGUGUGACCUCCUCAUCCAUAUCCAGCCCAGAAUCAUCUGGGAUGCCAAUGGUAGAUAAAAGGAUCCCUUCCAAAUCCACAAUAUUGUUAGAAAACUGUCUCUCCCCAUUAGAAGAGGAGCAGAGCAUUAAUUUAGAGGCAGCUGAGCCGGUUCUAAACAGUCCGAUGGUAAGAGGAACAUCAGACCUUCUGAAGCUUGACUCUGUCCCAUCUUCAAUUGAAGAGAGUCUGCAACGGCCUGUUGAAUCUUUUGAGCUGGACGAGGUCCAGAGUUUUGAUGAGGGAAGUGUACCUGGGAGCUGCAAUGGUCCAGUGGAUCCUGGAGUUGAACGAAACGGGUCUUACGUGAUGAGAACAAACAGUUGUCAGUCAGACAGCAGCGGCUUCCUAGAGGAGCCCUUCAUACCUGCGCUAUCCCCGCAAAACAACCCAGGACCCAAGCUCACGAAGAUGCUGAAUGCAAUAUCAAAAGAUAGUAAAGAGGAUCAACAGAAGAGAUUACAACAGCGAGAAAUGGAGGAUCCCCCUGCAGAUGAACCGAAUUGUGAAAUGGAGUCAAAUCAAAAACCCUCGCCUACAAAAGACUCUGGCAAAACUGGUUUGGGAACAGCAGACUCUGAAACUAUGUUUGACUCGGGAGAGUUGAGGAAAAUAAGAAGUGAAAAAGAAAUCACUUUAUCGCCAGAUAUUAGUAAAGUUGUCAGAAAUAAUGUUUACACUCUAGCAUACUUUGUUCAAAUGGAUCCCGUUCAAAAUUAUCCUACCAAAAUUUGUGACCAACUGCGAGGAUCAAUAUGUCCAGACAGUCGUGUUUAUAGGGAGGGCAUGUCCUUGCUUGAGGAACUUAAAACUGCUGAGACGAACUCACACUUGAGUCCUACUGAUCUGAGGACAGAUGUUGUGGAAAAGGGGGUGGGUAACUUUACAAAUAACCUUGAGGUGAGCAAAAAAGAUCCAGCUUUGGAUUUGAUGCAGGAUUCUCCUGCUUCUACCCAGGGCAAAACCGUGACCUCUGAUGCAGCCGCUGGACACAAUUCCCCCACAGCACUCAAACUCAGGAGAGAGUCUUUCUCCAGGAGAUCCUGGUCUGAUGGGAUCACAGAUAAUGACUCAGGAACAGCACAAACACCCACUACACAGACACCGUUCACAUCUGUGGACACAUCUCCACCUCACUUAUGGAACUCUGUGGAAAGUUCUGGAGAUCUUGGGCGUUUGCAUACGCGGUCGAUAUCUCUGGACACGGGACUGUCUUAUGAGGAGGAGGAUCACAGACUGCAGGGUGCAUUGAGGGCAGGGGCGCAGCGAUGCUUCUACUGUGGGUCCCAGAUUGGCUACGACAAUGGCUGGGCAAAACCUAAACCUGAUCUGUCUUCCAGUCUGCCUUACUCUCUGGAUGAGUUUGAAGACAUGGUGAAAUGUUUGAGGAAGUUCCAGGCAGUUCUGAAAGAAAUUGAAGUGAGACUAGAAGAAGAACACGCAUCCGUGAUCAGAUCUCUGUCAGAUUCCCACAGGGAGGAAGUGGAAGAUGUUUUGAGGCUACGAGAAGCUGUCAAACAUGAAGCUGGGACGCUUGAAAAGCAGCUGUCUGAUCUGGUACAUCACUCUGAUGACAGCAUUAAAAUGAAGCUGAAUCGGCUCAUGGACGAACAGUCUCAGUUGUGCACUCAACUGCAAAUUACCCCCUCUGAUAUGCCUCAUUCAGAGCCCACAUCUACCAGGAGCUUGGCCAUUCAGUGCUGCCUGCCGCCCUUCACGUCCAGUCAACAGCAGUGUGUCCAUCAUCACUGCACCUGUCAUGGGGCAUGUCAAGAUCCACACCGGUUCCCCUGUCAAACCCAAUGGGAGGCCAAUUACAAACCAGACAGGCUAGACUUCGUAGCUUUUAUUAAAAGUUUGAAAAAUUCACUACAACAUUCAAUGAAAAAUAAUUCAUUGGAAUAAGUGAUGCAGCAGUGAUGAAGACCCAUUUCACCGUUUUUUUGAAAGUCACUUAUAAAGUGAAGUGCUGACUCUUGAGCACAGAACUAAUAAAGAAUUAUGUAUAUACUAUUA
Molecule: messenger RNA, 3157 nt
Organism: Carassius carassius (crucian carp)
Lineage: Eukaryota; Metazoa; Chordata; Actinopteri; Cypriniformes; Cyprinidae
Gene: itprid1
Product: ITPR interacting domain containing 1
Exons: 17
Coding region: 299-3046 (915 amino acids)
Molecular function (GO): signaling receptor binding
Source: RefSeq, a predicted model, not a curated record